This is a messenger RNA of Paraglomus occultum, 1353 nucleotides long. Lineage: Eukaryota; Fungi; Glomeromycota; Glomeromycetes; Paraglomerales; Paraglomeraceae. The record is from the annotation of a GenBank genome assembly.
AUGAGCAUCACCGUAUACCCUUCUCCAGCUUCUUCUCAACCGGUGCUUACAGAGUCUGUUCCGUAUACUAUUCUACCUGCUCCAUUUGCCUCCGUUGUUGUUUUCAGCGCUGCUCAACAUCAGCAAGCAAAGCAGAUAGUAGCAGUCUUAGAUCAGGAAAUUAGAAACUCUGGAGUCAAGAUAAAGUUUAUCGACGAUAAAUUGUCAACAGAUGAGAAGGCAGAAUAUACAAUCAUCAUGGAGGAUAUUACUCCCCUCUACGCAAAGAUUAAUCGAUUGAUACCUCUGUAUUACCUACUAACCAAGAAUAGCAAGAAAGCAGUCAAGGAAAUGCUAACAAUGAAAUACAUGAUACAACGGCAAUUCAUCGCUUUACCUGAGGACAAGUACGUUCUGAGGCUGGCAGAUCUCAAAGCUCAACGGGAUCUCUUGGCUCAAUUGGAAAAAUUCGAGGAACAAGCUCAGAAAUUAUCAACGGAAGGCGGAUAUGCAGUGUGUGAAGUAAGAUUUGAAUGGACCAAGACCAAUAACAAUGAGAAUGCUGAUACCUCUAGCAAUCCUAGUAACAAUCGACUAACUCCCCCGGCUUGUGAUGACGCUGAAAGGAUGAUAGUUGAUGAAGUCGAACAAGACGGAAAGAUUACGUCAAAUAUAUCACCAGCGGUGAAGACAACACUCGCAACAGUAUCACCUCCUCCAUCACCGCUCCCACCACCACAGACAAUGCCGACGGGUGCGCGGGCCCUGGCCAAAUUUCUCAGUCUAAUUCCGCCAGAUGGAAACGAUAAUAAUUCAAUAGAAUAUUUAUCGGAUCGGGUGGGCGAUCUAUUUAUACCAAUGAGGAAAAACAACAACACCGUGCCUGCCGCUACCACAGGAAAUGCUAAUGCAAACAACGUAAGAAAUAAUUCCGACACAUUACCUUUGAGCGGGAUUACCAACAACCUUACAUUCGCUAGAUCGGCGGAUAAGGUAUCUGCAGGAGUACAAAUAACGCCAUCUUUGGGUAAAAUGAAAAAGAGCACAGAGGCGGGACGAAGGCGAACAAAUCAGAAAAAAGAGUUGAGGAAGGAUAUCGUAAACAAUAAAGCUAAUGUUAAUGAGAAUAUGGCAGUAGAUGAAAAUAGAGAAAUAAGUGAUAGUCCUGGUCAUAACAAUGAGAACAACACGGCAAAAGUAUUAAUAAAGGAUGAGAGUAACACCUCUACAAAUACCACACCUCUUACGACUGCUAAUACUAACAUCAAUGAACUAGUCAAGAAUGAAGAGACGUCAGCAAAGAACACUCAUGCUAACAUAAGCGGGAACGAGUCGAUGCAGAUUGAAGAUACAAGUGAUUUCAUGGCAGAGUGA